Molecule: messenger RNA, 1546 nt
Organism: Xenia sp. Carnegie-2017
Lineage: Eukaryota; Metazoa; Cnidaria; Anthozoa; Malacalcyonacea; Xeniidae
Exons: 7
Coding region: 109-1389 (426 amino acids)
Source: RefSeq, a predicted model, not a curated record
AAGUAUAUUUAAAUCAAAUUCACCCUGAAGAUUUUCAUACAGGCAGCAGAACUCUGAAACGUGCAAUCAUCAAGGAACUAGGAAGUUCUCAUUCAAAGAAACUAUUCUAUGAUGGCUUUCAACCGCAUUUUACUGUUCAUUACCAUCGUCAUUCUGCAAUUGACAUCGAAAACAGUCUCGGUUCAGCUUCCAAAAUGUAGAAGUGAAAAUGGAAAAAUUUAUCCUGUCGGGUCUGUGUUUACUGAUAGAAAUUGCACUGUUAAAUGUCAUUGCUUCAAAGAUGGUGUUAUCUGCGAGCCCAUGUGUGGAAUUACUAAUCAACAGAAUUGCUUGAAUCAAAUUAUUGAACGGAAAAAUGUCAGUUUACCUGAUGCGCAAGGAAAUUUUUGCUUUUGCCAAAUAUUGGUUUGUAAGCCAGUGUUAUCCAAACCCAUACCACAGAUCAUGGUGAAUGAAUGUCGUAAUGGUAAAAAGACUUAUAAACCUGGUGAAAAAUUCAUUUCUAACGAUUGUAAUAGCCAAUGUGAAUGUCAGCCAGACGGUUCUGUUACAUGUGUCAGUUUAUGUUCUCCGAUGAUCAGAGUUUGCGCAGCAGAUGAAAGAAAAAUCUCGACUUUUGUUCCUGUUGCUAAUAGCAACUGUACAUGUCAACGUUUCAAAUGUGUCAAAGACGGGUUUCUUCUAGGCUCGGGUCAGCCUCCAAACUGCAGAAGUAAUAGUGGAAAAAUAUAUCCUGUUGGGUCUGUGUUUACUGAUAGAAACUGCACUGUUAAAUGCCAGUGCUUACCAGAUGGAGUUAGAUGCGAGCCUAUGUGUGAAGUUGUUAAGCAAAAGAACUGUUUGCAUCAAAACAUUGAAUGGAAAAAAAUGGCUACACCUGAUGCACAAGGAAAUUCUUGUUUUUGUCCAAUUCCAGUUUGCAAGCAAAAUUUGUGCUAUGAUGGUGGGAAAGCAUAUAAAGAAGGCGAACAAUUCAUUUCUUCAACAUGUGAUGGUUCUUGUAAAUGCGGCCCACGAGGGAGAAUAUCUUGUGUUAGUCUAUGUCCACCAAGGAUAGCAAGAUGCAAAGCGGAUGAAGAAGAAGUUGAAAUAUUACAGAAAGUUGCAAAGAGUACAAAUUGUACGUGCCCUUCAAUAAAGUGUGUGAAGAGAAAACAAGAAUUCUGUAAAAUAUCGGGAAAAGUAUACAAGAGUGGAGAGUAUUUUGUGAUGGGAAAUUGUAAUGGCUACUGUCGAUGUAAAGUAAACAAUGGUGUUUAUGGUUAUUCAUGUGUUUCCUUAUGUCCUCCAACUGAUAUCGUAUGUUCGCAAGGCAAACGUAAAGUACCUAAAAACAUACCUGCUUUUACUGGUAGUAAUUGUACAUGUAGUUCCUGGGAAUGUGUAUAAGAUAUAUGAAAUGAUUACAAAACAAUCAAAUUUGUUCCUAAUAAUGUUUUCCCAGAUGUUAUAACUUCCUUGUUUAGUUAUGUUAGUAAAUUACCAGACAUGUAAUGCUUUGUUAACUUACACGAGUCAUUUAUAAAUAAAUUAUGAACGAAACAUA